AUGGAUGAUGUUGUCAAUCAAGUGCUUGCUAUUUCCUACAUUGGUUCUGAGGCACUUUACAAUUCCAUUAUCUAUUUUUUCAAGGAAGCUCGGAAGUUGACUAGAGCUGUCAAUAUAUUUGAACACAUGCAGAAUAGCAGAAACUUGAAUUGUAGGCCUUCAAUUAGGACGUAUAAUAUUAUUUUUACGGCCUUUUUGAGUAGGGGAUCUAAUACUUACAUAAAUCACAUGUAUAUGGAGACCAUUAGGUCCCUGUUUAGGCAAAUGGUGGAUCAUGGGAUUGAACCUGAUAUUUACUCUUUGAAUUAUGUGAUUAAGGGGUAUGUACUUUCCCUUCAUGUCAAUGAUGCACUCAGAAUAUUCCAUCAGAUGGGUGUGCUGUGCAAUGAAAUGAAGAGUAAAGGGUUUAUCCCAAGUAGUACAUCAUACAACUCGCUUGUGAACGCUUUGGCUCUUAAUGGAGAGGUUGAGGAGGCACUGAAGUAUUUGUGGGAGAUGAUUGAGAAGCAAAGAUCAGCUGAAUUCAUUACUUAUGGGACAGUGCUUGAUGAAAUCUGCAGACAAGGAAAGGUUGGAGAGGCAAUGAGGUUGUUGAAGGAGUUCCUAGAGAUAGACCUUCUGAAUGGGCAUACUUACAGGAAGCUUCUAUAUGUGCUUGAAGAUGACUAUGGAGAUUCGAGUGCCCACUCUCAAUUCAGGUAG
This is a messenger RNA of Prunus armeniaca (apricot), 702 nucleotides long. NCBI's taxonomy places the organism in Eukaryota, Viridiplantae, Streptophyta, Magnoliopsida, Rosales, Rosaceae. The record is from the annotation of a GenBank genome assembly.